Mangifera indica (mango) is the source of this 1621-nucleotide messenger RNA. RefSeq names its product peter Pan-like protein. The record is from RefSeq and is a predicted model, not a curated record. Gene Ontology annotation, molecular function: rRNA binding. Gene Ontology annotation, biological process: rRNA processing; ribosomal large subunit assembly. The transcript has 7 exons. Gene Ontology annotation, cellular component: preribosome, large subunit precursor. The coding region runs from base 256 to 1266 and encodes 336 amino acids. NCBI's taxonomy places the organism in Eukaryota, Viridiplantae, Streptophyta, Magnoliopsida, Sapindales, Anacardiaceae.
CUUGCACCAAUCAACCCCCCCGUAGUCGUCGUCGCCGCCGCCGCAAAUCACCACCUUUAAAGUAUUUUCUAAUUUAUUCAUUCGAAAUAGCCCUUUCGGACUGCUUAAUUGUGUUUAUUACACGAUGAAUACUAGAAUUAUCGUCGUGUUCUAAUUAUGUUGUUUUAAUAUUAUUUUAGCAUUCAAGAAGUAAUUAAUCGGGACAUUUUGAAGCUUUGAUCGAGGAAGACUCUAUAUUCAGUUUCCUACGAAGCCAUGGCUCGUUUUAGGAAUAAGAAUAAAAAGGCAAUUGUGAAGCCAAUUGGGAAGAAGAAGCAGCCUAGCGUGGAUCACAUCACAGGGGAUAAGAUCCCAAAGAGUUUUGUGUUUUCCCGAGGGAAAUUGCCUGGUCCUCUCAAGCAGCUUGAGUUGGACUUAAGAAAGUUGAUGCUUCCAUAUACUGCUCUCAAGCUUAAGGAGAAAAAACGGAAUAAUCUCAAGGACUUCUUGAAUGUUGCAGGGCCGAUGGGUGUUACACAUUUUCUCAUAUUGUCAAAGACUGAAACUGCUCCCUACUUGAGGGUAGCAAGAACUCCGCAGGGCCCUACUCUUACGUUCAAAAUUCAUGAGUACUCAUUAGCUGUUGAUGUUGCUCAAUCUCAAUCGCGUCCUAGAUGUCCUCAAGACCUUUUCAAAAAUCCUCCACUGAUUGUUCUUUCUGGUUUUGGAACUGGAGAUCAACAUUUAAAGCUUACGACUAUUAUGUUUCAGAACAUCUUUCCAGCCAUUGAUAUUAACACUGUCAAGCUUUCUACUUGCCAGAGAAUUGUGUUGCUAAAUUACAAUAAAGAGACAAAGCUUAUUGACUUUAGACAUUAUUCAAUCAGACUGCAGCCUGUCGGUGUUUCGCGUAGACUUAGAAAAUUUGUUCAGAACCAUCAAGUCCCUGAUCUAAGGAGUCUUCAGGAUGUGAGUGAUUUUGUCACUAAGGCCAGUUAUGGAUCAGAAAGUGAGGCUGAUGAUGAGGCGGCAACAGUGACUCUGGCUAGCAAUCUAGGCAGAGUGAAUCGGGCUUCUACAAAAAGUGCUGUCAAGCUUCAGGAGAUUGGACCCAGAAUGACCUUGCAACUCAUGAAGAUCGAGGAAGGAUUAUGUUCUGGUGGAGUCAUCUUUAGCGAAUAUGGACCAGUUGGCGACAAGAAAAAGCGGGAAAAUAAGAAGCCAGAAGAUCAAGAAGAUAGUGAAGAAAGUGAGGAUGAGGACAACUGCAAGGAAGAGGAAAAUUAGUUGCAUUAUAAAUUGAGAGUUCCUUACUUUUUUGGUUACAUGAAAACACUUUUGAUAGUCACUAUAGAGUUGGUGUUACAUAAGAUGAAAGGUACCAAUAUGAAGAGAUAGUUAUCAAGAAGUUUGGGCAAGCUUUAGUGACCCCAUAAAUUUUGUGUUUUUCUUUAAGGGAUUUAGUUGGUUGCCUAUCUGAAGAAGAAUCAUGUCAAGGAUUUUGGCUUCACUAGCAUUAGUACUCCCCAUACUUUUUUGUUUUUGUUUUAUCAUUGCAAAAGAUAAGAUUUUUCAGGUUCAUAGAAUGUAAUGUUAGUACUGUGUGUAUAGUUUCUUGAAAAGACUCGUGAGUAAUUAUCCA